Messenger RNA from Eimeria mitis, 3264 nucleotides. RefSeq lists its product as uncharacterized. The transcript is spliced from 10 exons. Bases 1 to 3264 code for a protein of 1087 amino acids. The record is from RefSeq and is a predicted model, not a curated record. Lineage: Eukaryota; Apicomplexa; Conoidasida; Eucoccidiorida; Eimeriidae.
AUGCACCUCGCAGCUUGCUGCUGCCACGGCGUCAGCUGCCUAUACACCUCAACACCCCCGGACAAACAGCAGCAGCAGCAGCAGCAGCAGCUAUUGAAGCUGCUGCUGCUGCUGCUGCUGCUGCUGCUGCGAAUGCGGAUAAGUGCAUGGCGCCGAGGGAGAGGAGCGGCAGCAGCAGCAGUUGCUGCUGCUGCUGCUGCAACUGGAGCAGGACCUGCUGCUGCUGCUGCUGCUGUUGCUGUUGCUGCUGUGAACACGGAGCAGCAGCUGCAACAGCAACAGCAGCAGCAGCAGCAGCAGCAGCAGUUGCCGCUGUCGUUACUGCAACAACAGCAGCAGCAGCAGAAGAAGGAUAUUAAUACUAAACUGCAUGCAACCAGCAGCAGCAGCAGCAGCAGCAGCAGCAAAAGUAGUAUUUGUCUGCUGAGGGGUUUAGGGCUUUGCACGGGUCUCCUUCUCUCCACCACUGCCACACGCCGCACAGCAGCAGCAGCAGCAACAACAGCAACACCAGCAGCAACAGCAACAACAGGAGCAGCAACAGCGAGAACGACAGCAGCAGCAGCAGAAACGCCGACAGCAGCAGCAGCAGCAGCAAUAGCCGCAGCACCAACAGCAGCAGCAGCAGCAGCAACAACAGCAACAACGAGAAAGGAUACUGCUUGGCAGUCUCAUCAGCAACACAGCUGGCAGCACACAGCAGCAGCAGCAGCAGCAGCAGCAGCAGCAGCAACUGCAGCAGCAGCUGCCGGUGCAGAUGCAUUAGCUGCAGCAGCAGCAGCAGCAGCCACAGCAGCAGCAGCAACGGCAGGGAAAACCUUCGCCUGGCCCCGGGCGAUGCAGCGGCUGCCGCAGCAGCAGAAGCAGCAGCUCAAGGAAUUCAUACUGCAGCAAACCAAGCAGCAGCAGCAGCAGCAGCAGCAGCAGCAACAGCAGCAGCAGCAGCAGCAGCGAGAAAACGCAAACGAACGAGCAGCUAACGAGCUGCCUGGGGACGCUCAGCCACCUCAGCUGUAUCAUCCUGCUGCUGCUGCUGCUUCGAGCAGCAGCAGCAGCAGCAGCAGCAGCAACAGCAGCAGCAGCAGCAACAGCAACAGCAGCAAUACAGACCAGGCCAGCAGCAAUAGCAGCAGCAGCAAAGACUCUGUAAGGACCCCUGCAGCAGAAGCAGAUGGGUGCGUCGCUCCGCUGCAGCAGCAAGACCAGCAGCAGCAGCAGCAGCAGCAGCAGCAACAGCAGCAGCAGCAGCAGCAGCAGAAGCGGCGGCAGCGGCAGCAAGAAAGAAAACGAGGGGGGCUCACCCGCAGCAUGGAGAGUGUUUAUGUAGAUAGCCAAUACAUUCGAGUCCGAGCUGUUUCUCCGCCUUCGGCAGCGGCUGCAGCAGCAGCAGCAGCAACAGCAACAGCAGCAGCAGCAGCAGCAGCAACAGCAGCAGCAACAACGCGCGCGCAGCAGCAGCAGCAGCAGCAGCAGCAGCAGCAGCAGCCGUACUUUCCCCUUGAGAGCAGCAGACUGAGCAGUGUUGCUGCUCUCCACCGUGGCGUCCGCCGCCUGACAGCCAGAGGUUCAGACUGGUGCUUCCUGCAGCAGCAGCAGCAGCAGCAGCAGCAGCAGCAGCAACAGCAGCAGCUGCAUGCGCCUGGAGACAGCACAGGAGCAGCAGCAGACCCUGCAUCAGGCGGCGCAGCAACAGCAACAGCAGCAGCAGCAACAACAACCCCCUCUCCCCAAACAACAACAGCAACAGCAACAGCAACAGCAGCAGCAGCAGCAGCAGCAGCAGCAGCAAGACUGCAGCAGCAUGUGUUGUGCUCGGAUAGAUACACCAGCCGGUUGCUGCUGCAGAGCCACCGAACCAGCAGCAUGAACAGGCAGCAGUAUAACACCUUCAGCAGCACUCGUGCUGCUCUCAAGUCUGCUGCUGCUGCUGCUGUUGGCUGCUUCUUUGCUGCUGCUGCUGCAACUCCACUUUCUGCUGCAUACAGGAGACAGCAGCAGCAGCAGCAGCAGCAGCAGCAGCAGCAGGGAGAGACAGAUCCGUCUUCAAAAGCUGCAGCAGCUGGUACUCCUGCUGCUCCUGCUGCUGCUGCUGCUGCUGCCGAUCGGACUGCUGCUGAGGGCUUCACCACAAAUGCUGCUGCUGCUGCUGCUGCUGCAGCAGCUGCUGCUGCUGCUCCUUCAGGGGCAUCUCCUGACGGCGGUUCCGCUUCAACAGCAGCAGCAGCACCAGAAGCAGCAGCACCAUCACCAACAGCAGUAGCAGCAGCACCACCAACAGCAGCAGCAGCAGCAGCACCAACAGCAGCAGCAGCAGCAGCAGCAGCAACUCUGACAGUGCCAGGGGGCGCGAUGGAGUUUGUGUGUUUUGUUGCUCAGCAGCAAAUGCAUGCAGUCGUAGAGCUAGCCAUGCGGCUUGCUGCUUUCAACAACCAGCAGCAGCAGCAGCAGCAGCAGCAGCAGCAGCAGCAGCAGCAGCAGCAACUGCAACAGGAGGAGGAGCAGCAACAGCAGCAGCAGCAGCAGCAGCAGCAGCAUACUCCUGCGCAGUCUGAGUGGGUGCUGCCGCCGGCGGAUGUCUUAAUUACUGGGUUCGCUGCUUUAUGGUCCGAUUUUGUCUCUUCUGCUGUUGAGGCCUACACUGCAGACGACGUGCAGCAGCAGCAGCAGCAGCAGCAGCAGCAACAGCAGCAGCAGCAGCAGCAGCAGCAGCAGUUUCUGCGUCUCCCUGACGUUGAUUUGUUUGGUUUGUUUUUGCUGUCGCGGCUGCACAGCAAAUGGAAAAAGACAGACGGAGAAGGAGACAUCGCACAGUUGCUGGAGGAGAUUGGGGAGGAGUGGAAGGGCGUCGCCUCCGCCGAGUCUCCGCAUCGUGCUUUGCUGCUGCAGCUGCAGCAGCAGCUGCUGCAGAUGCAUGAGGCUCUUGCUGCAGCAGGUAAAGUGCAUGCGCUGCUGCAUGCGCUUCAAGAUGUUGCUGCUGCUGCUGCUGCUGGGCAUCUGCUGCAGCCGCUGUCGCUGCAGCAGCUGCUGCACCGGCAGCAGCUGCUGCGGCAGCAGCAGCGCUUCGCCUUGCUGCAGAAAACACUGCAGCAGGAGCAGCAGCAGCAGGAGCAGCAGCAGCAAGAGCAGCACCAGCAGGAGCAGCAGCAGCAGGAGCAGCAGCUGCUGCAGCAGCAGCAGCUGUUCCCGCUGCAGGUGAAGCAGCAGCACGAAGGAGAGCCAUCAGCUGCUGCUUCUGCUGCUAGGGAUGCAAGCCCUAAACCCUAA